Purpureocillium lilacinum is the source of this 2046-nucleotide messenger RNA. Lineage: Eukaryota; Fungi; Ascomycota; Sordariomycetes; Hypocreales; Ophiocordycipitaceae. The record is from RefSeq and is a predicted model, not a curated record.
AUGAUGAGCUCGCCAGCUCGAGCGGGGACCCUGGUGGGGCCGCGGGGCGGUUCGGUGACGCCGGUGGGGCGUCGAGCCACGAAACGAAAGCUGGACGACAAUGCGAAAGAACCAAAUAAAAGCAGUCAGUUCGGCACGAGAGCGUCAACGCGGGCAGCAGCUGCGGAAGUCAAUCACGUUCCCAACGUCGAUAUGAGAAACAGCAGCAAUCGCGAAGAGACGACGACGCUGCAGUCGGCCUUGGAUUUGCUAGGCACGUACCGCACCGUGGUUCAAGAGCUAAGGGAAGCAAUCAAAGACCAGAACGAGACCAUCCGCACUCAGCAAGGGCCGAUUCGAGAGUUGAAAGAUGCAGCCGAAGAACAGCACAAUUUGAUCCGUGAUUUAAGCCAACAACUAAAAGACAACCAGAAACAGACAGGCGACGAGCUGAAGCGCGUUCAUGAACAACUUGAAGCUAUCACGGCGACCACAGUCUCUACCCCGCAGAGUUCUUCCACUGACGUCACAAGCUCGUCGCCCUCGCCAGUUCUCUCGUGCGCAAACACGGCGCCGACGCCUGUGAAUCGCAUUACCGCUGGUGCGGCUCGCGCCCUUGUCGAGCGCGAGGUCCGGACUGAACGGGAUCAUGCCAAUUGGCGUUGCCGUGCGGUGACCACGGAUGCACGCAAUCGAAUGCGCUUUGGGAUUAUAUGCAGGGACGAAACCGAGCACCAGUUGGUGAAGCGUCUCGUCGGCACAAAGCUACCGCGAGGUGCGCGGAUGUUGCGGGACGAGGUCCACCCCAUCCGUGUGGAUCAUGUCAACCUUUUUGCGAUCCUCGACGAGAUGGGCGCCAUUCACACUGGUGCUAUCGGGUGGCUUAGCAAUAGCGACUCGCCGAAGGCAUACGACUCCAUGGUCGUGUACCUGACCAAGCCCGCCGCCCACCUCACCGCCCAGGCCUUGUGGGCUUCUUUGUGUGUCCAUGUCUUCCGUGUGGAACGGAGGGAGUACAAGCAAGGUUGGGCGGGGUAUGGUCGAAGCAGCGGAGCUGGGAAGAAAAUAUCGAGUCAACUGUGUGCGGGGUAUGACAGGCCACUACCCAUUACGUCAAAUACUACCCAGAGAUCAUACGAAAUCACAUCAAGUUCGCCCGCGGAUAGUCAAAUUCUACUGCACUUUACUGUUCCACCUCCGCGGAACCGUCCAGCUGGGUCAGCAAACUGCUCGACCUACCUCGUCCACGCAGCGCUGUUACACCGACAGCGCACGAUAGCCCAUCCCUUUGCGGCGUACAUGCCAUCCCCACGACUCCGUUUGACGAUUCGGAGACUCCCGGGUUGCCGUUCAGUCUGCAAGAGUUCUUGGCCAUUGCGACUAAUACAUAUCGCGCCUGCCUUCACGUUGCUCUCACUGUCUAUCUAUUCACUGUCUAAAGAGCCCUGGAGUUUACCUCUGCCGUCCUCAUGGCAGAAAUCAGCCCUCCUCCACCUCAAAAAGAAAUCGAACAAAGGACAAAGUGGGCUUCCUGCUGAUAAGGACAAGAAUGGCGAACGAUUCAACAGUCACAUCCUGCCGAAGCAUUUCAAUCACUGCAAUACGUUGAGUUUCAUACGGCAACUGCACAAGUAUAGCUUUCACAAAGUGAAACCACCAACGAGUGAAAGGAUUUCCGAGUUCAAACACUCAUGUUUCAGACGGGGCGACAACGCAGAUCGGUAUAAAAUUCGUCCAAAGGCGCCGCCAUCAAGGCGCCCAGGAACAACCAAUAGGCCUGCAAACGCCCAGCUCAUCAGCAUCACGAAACAAUUAGCAGCAACGCAGCGGCAGGCUAGGAAGCUUGCCCAACUGUAUACUGACGUAGCUCGUACCAACAAACUCCUAGUUGAGGAGACGCUUGCCGUGCGGGAGAUCCUUACUGCACAGGCCCAAGCGCAACACGAGAUACUUAACUAUCUUUCCCCAUUUACCUACGACGGGCUGAAUAACAAUCCCGCUGCGAAAGUUAGACACAAGACGCAAGACGAGGGACGCAUGACACCGGGCGCGGGAGCGACCUGUUAA